CUUCGGGGCGCAAGGAAAAGAAGUGUAGUUACAUGAGCGGAAAAGGGGGCAAAAGCGUAAUGUAUCAUACGCAUCGGUUUGGUGUGCUCCAGCUAACCCACUCCUAAUUUCACCUCCUUCAAACCUGAUGCUGUUCCUUCCGUCCUAUGCGGGCUUCGUUUGACUUGCGCCUUCCUUCUCAACCGAUGGUGAGAUCCCUCGUGCCUACUUCACCGGGCCAAGAAUUGCAAAACCACUUCUUUUCUCCUUUCAUAUUACACGCUACCUCGACUCUACUUCCACACGCUGUCGGGCUGUUAUCCGCCACGCUGCCCUGCCGAGCGAGUGAUCGCUCGGAUGGUAGCCUGCACCUCUUCCUUCUGACCGUCCUCGUCAACCCCGGCCAAGUCCCACAUCGCCAUCAGCACUCUUCUGUUUGUCGAUAUCGAAGCAGAAUGCACCUCAAAGACAGCACCGAGGCCUUGGGCCGUUGUGAGGGCCAGCAAGAGCUGCUUGUGUUGCCAUCAAAGACAGGAACAGUGAGCGACAUACCUGGCGGAGAGAAGGCCAAGUCGGCAUCGCCUGUCAACCGAUCCGCAACAAGCACCCCCUUGAGAGAUCGCACGAACGACUGGCAUCUCGCUCACAUCAAGUCCACCGCACCGCUUCCCUCCUUCCAGAAGCUUCCUCCAUCCCCAACACCACAACACCCUCGCUUCACUGCCAACCGCCCACCAGUCACCUUCGAGCUCCCCUCCCUCCCCGACCUCCCCAACAUCCACCCACCCCCGGACCCCCCACAACAAAAACGCAUCGCCCGCACCAACCGCGUAGGCCAAACGGCCUACGGCGACCGCCCCAAGGACACCCCCGAGCUGCCCAAAGGCUGGUCCGACCAGCACGACCGCGCAAUCUGCUACCUCGACGUGCGCGGCUACGACCUCAAAGAUGCCAUCACCAAAAUGCGCGGCUACUUUCCCGAACUCAAGGGGCCGCUGUCGACUGCCAUGCUGGAUAAGCGGCUUCGCCAGCUGGAUCAGAAUCCUGAUGUUGGCUAUUGGGGGGAUGCGAUGAGGGAUGUGGAGGAUGCUGUUGCUGCUGGGUCGUUGGCGGCGGGGGGUGUGUCUCCUUUUGGGAAGGGGGGUCCGGUUGCGGCGAACAUGGUCGGUGCUGGAAAAGGGAGAGAGAAUGUGGUGGGGGAACGACCGAAGAUUAAGACGACGCUCUCUCGCUCACGUCUGCAGCCUCACGCUGCUGCAGCCAAGAAGCUGCUGGGAGUCGGUUGAGCGUGGCGUUUAUCCACACAACAAGUCACGGAGGGAAUGGAAGUAGGGCUGCUUGAUCAAUCGCCGAGAACGACCAUGCCAUGAUGCAGUACUUGAG
Neohortaea acidophila is the source of this 1362-nucleotide messenger RNA. RefSeq lists its product as uncharacterized. Bases 147 to 1265 code for a protein of 372 amino acids. NCBI's taxonomy places the organism in Eukaryota, Fungi, Ascomycota, Dothideomycetes, Mycosphaerellales, Teratosphaeriaceae. The record is from RefSeq and is a predicted model, not a curated record. The transcript has 4 exons.